GAUGCUAAAAAGACUUCAACGUAUUUGAGACACGUGAUAGCAGAUGUGCCAACUCGUUGGAACUCUAGCUACUUGGCAUGGUGUCGUCUCUUGGAACUGGAAAAGUAUAUUCUUUUGUUAGAGAUCGAAUUAGCCAAAGAUACAAAUCCUGAUUCUAAUAAAGAUGCAAAGUAUUUGACCAAAAUAAUGUUAACAAAAGAUGAAUGGGAAUUGCUCCGUAAUUUGAUUCCGAUUUUGGGUCCUUUUGAAGAGGCGACUAAAUAUCUUGGUGGUAGCAAAUAUGUUACUUAUAGCACGAUGAAUCCUAUAAUGAUACACAUCAUUAACAUGCUCAAACCCGUAUUAAUAUCACCAGAGGAAAUAAAUGUUGAAAGCAUCAAGGAUAUUUUUGUAGAGCUUGAAAUUUAUGAUGAUGAUAGUGAUACAUCUAAAAAGAUAGAUUUGAAUAGGCCUACACAAACACUUGGAGUUCUGGAAAAAGUCAAAGAGACUUUGUAUCGUGCCAUGCGUUUUUACUGGAAAAAGGAUAAUAUCGAAUCCUAUUUACCUUCUAUUCUAGACCCUCGUGUUAAAAAGUUUGAUUUUGCACCUGACAAGAUCAAACAGGUUCAGGAUCUGUUAAGAACCAGAUAUCAAAAUGCAAGAGAUAAUACAACAACCUCAACACCUACUGUUAACAUUUUGUCAUUUCACAACACUACUGUUUCUCCGUUUUACAAGCCAACGCUUUUGAAUAUCUUUAACAACACAUCACCUCUUAAUUCACAGAGCGAGCUAGAAGAAUAUCUUGCGGUUCCACAGAUACCUUUUGGUUCGGACCCCUUCACCUGGUGGAAGAUUAAUAAGGAAAGAUUUCCAGUCAUCAGCAGGUUAGCGCGUAUUUACCUUUCUGUUUCUGCUACAUCCACCCCUUCUGAAAG
Molecule: messenger RNA, 920 nt
Organism: Racocetra persica
Lineage: Eukaryota; Fungi; Glomeromycota; Glomeromycetes; Diversisporales; Gigasporaceae
Source: the annotation of a GenBank genome assembly